This is a messenger RNA of Euleptes europaea (tarantolino), 1972 nucleotides long. It is a transcript of the gene RGS14, whose product is annotated as regulator of G protein signaling 14. The transcript is spliced from 15 exons. The coding region runs from base 161 to 1972 and encodes 603 amino acids. Gene Ontology annotation, biological process: regulation of G protein-coupled receptor signaling pathway; signal transduction. Lineage: Eukaryota; Metazoa; Chordata; Lepidosauria; Squamata; Sphaerodactylidae. The record is from RefSeq and is a predicted model, not a curated record. Gene Ontology annotation, molecular function: G-protein alpha-subunit binding; microtubule binding; GTPase activator activity.
AGGUAGUGAGUGCAGCACUGUGAGCUUGGCAGGCGGCUGCACUCCUUCUUUCUCUCUCUGCCGGGGAUGCUCUGAGGGCUGAGCUGCAGCCUCAGGGAGGGGCUUCUCCUGGGCUGAUGGUCCUGGGUUUAAGGGACUACCUGUGACAGCAGUACGAGGCAUGCUGGGAAAACCCAAACACCUGAGUGUCCAAAAUGGCCGGAUGGGCCUGGCUGUGUCGGAUGGGGAGUUAAACAGUUCUGGGACUCGGGGCAGUAACAACAGUGUGGCCAGCCUACCAAGUAACCAGAGCGCCACCCAUUCCUUGGGGCAAUCAGUAGCCCGCUGGGCUGAGUCCUUUGAGACACUGCUGCAGGACCGACUUGGUGCUGCCUACUUCACAGAAUUCCUGAAGAAGGAAUUUAGUGCUGAGAAUGUGUAUUUCUGGCAAGCAUGUGAACGGUUUCAACAGAUUCCUGCUAGUAGCACCCAACAGCUGGCCCAGGAGGCUAGGAGGAUCUAUGAUGAAUUCCUGUCAAGUCAUUCAGUAAGCCCAGUAAACAUUGACAGACAGGCCUGGAUUGGUGAAGAGAUGUUGGCUGCACCUACCCCUGACAUGUUUCAUGUCCAACAGCUCCAGAUUUUCAACUUGAUGAAGUUUGAUAGCUAUGCACGAUUUGUCAAGUCUCCUCUGUACCAGGCAUGUGCAAGGGCUGAAAGCCAGGGACAGCCUUUGCCGGAGCUGAGACCCCACUCUCGGAGCGGCAGCCCCCCAUCUGAUCAUGGAAAGAAAACAAUGCUAAAGGCUGGGAAAUCACUGCCUCUGGGUGUGGAGGUGGCUGGCAACUUGGGCAGUAGGAGUCCUAGGAGAUCCUUCCGGAAAGCAGACCGUAGGGAACGUCCCUGGGGAGAUGAGAGAAAUGGGAGUGAGGGGCCAUCCCUGUGGCGCGAAUCCCAAGGCUCUUUGAAUUCCUCUGCUAGCCUGGACCUGGGUUUCCUGUCAUCUUAUGCAACCAGCAGCUCCCAGACAGAGAGCCACAGGAAGAGCCUGACUGGUCCAGAAGCUGACAAUCAAAACCAACCUGUCAAAUACUGUUGUAUUUAUCUUCCUGAUGGGACUGCUUCUCUAGUUCCUGUGCGUCCUGGCCUCUCCAUCCAGGAGAUGCUGGAGGGAAUUUGCCAACGGCGUGGCUUCCACUUGCCUGAUAUCAAGAUCUAUCUUGUAGGGAAUGAGAAGAAGCCGCUGGCACUGAACCAGGAUAGCUUAGUUCUGAUGGACCAGGAGGUGAAGCUGGAGACCAGAGUCACCUUUGAGCUGGAAAUCACGCCCAUAAACAAAACCGUGCGCAUUAUGGCAAAAUCUACUAAGCAACUGAAAGAGGCAUUGAAUCCCAUCAUGGGGAAGUACGGCCUGGAUGUUACACGGGUGCUACUGCGGCGGCCUGGUGAGCUCCAUGCUCUAGACUUGGAGGAGAAGGUCAGCACAGUGGCUUCUCAGAAGCUUGUACUGGAGUCAGAUGCAGAGGUGAAACCUGCUGGUGAUAGUCAUGCUAUAACAAGCCCAUCUCGAGGGCAGAGUGAGGAUAAUAGCUCUGUAGAGUUAGAAUCUGAGGCAGAGUCACUCUCAGAGAUGCACUGUUCCUUUACCAGGCCCACCAGGAGUAACCAGAACCGACGCACAUAUGACCUGGAAGGGUUAGUGGAGCUGCUGAACCGGGCACAGAGCUGCAGAGUCAAUGACCAGCGUGGGAUCCUGUCCAAAGAGGAUCUAGUACUACCCGACUUCCUUCAGUUGCCUGAACAAGAUGGCGUCUCUUAUGAGAUCCCAUCCUCAUCCAACCCUGAUCUAGAGAAGACAUGCACACCGGAGGCCCCCAUCGCUGUCUCCCAGUGUCAGCCCCAGGAGCAGUCAGAGACUCAAGCUUCCCCCUCGAAGCGGAACGCAGGAUGUCCAUCAUCACCAGGCGCUGCUGGGCAAACAUCAGCCAUGUGA